Messenger RNA from Aspergillus campestris IBT 28561, 1221 nucleotides. RefSeq lists its product as uncharacterized. The coding region runs from base 1 to 1221 and encodes 406 amino acids. The transcript has 2 exons. The record is from RefSeq and is a predicted model, not a curated record. NCBI's taxonomy places the organism in Eukaryota, Fungi, Ascomycota, Eurotiomycetes, Eurotiales, Aspergillaceae.
AUGGGCCACCCCACCGACCCCCCUCCAUCCUACGACCAAGCAACCGCCAGCUCUUCCAGUCCCAGCCAAGAACCUAUGCCAGAGCACACCCACUUUAAAGGCUCAUCACCACCGCUGUCACUACCAUCACCACCCGCCGACUCUCCUAUCCCAGACGCAAACCCCUACCACAGUCUGCAAGCAUCGACUCGCAGAGCCAUCACCGCAACCCUCUCCCCGACCCUAAGCCAAGACGCCUGCACUCUGCACGACCUGGUGGCGACACAGGCGCGCCAGCCGCCACGCCCGCAUCUGAUCGUGCGCGGGACGCACAACGAGAUCCGCUCGCGGCCAGACCGCAAAGAGAAUGAAAACCACGCAGUCCUCGACUUUGACUUUAGCGUCGAUUUGACGCCCUAUAUCCUCGCGAGUGCCGACGAGCCGGACGAUCGGUGGCAGGAGCUGCGCGUUGUGCGCGACGGCGAUGGGACGCUGGCUUUCCGCGGGGGACGGAUCCGGUCGCGGACGGGCUGUGCUCGGAGGCGGGAGAAGAAACGGGGGAGGGGCGUCUCUGUUGAGGAGGGACGCGGGGAAGACGACACCGUUCGGUUGGUGACUGGGGAUGAUGAUGAUAAUGAUGAUGACAUGCCUGGGGGGCCAGGUCUGAUGGGCUGGUGUGAGCGGUUCUGUUGGGACGCGGCGGGGGUCAAAUCGUUCACAUUCAAACGGCGCAUUGACGGCUUCGACGCCUCCGCGGUGCGCUCGGCACUUACGUCCCAUCUGCGCACGCUCAACUACCAAGGCAACAUCCACAUAUCAGUAGAACUAACAAACCGCUCGUUCGUCGUCUACUCCCCGCACUGGAUCAACCAGCUGCGCAACACUGCCUUCAUCUACUACCUCUGCGUGAUCCUGCCGCUGUGGCUCCUCACAUGGCCGAUCAUCUGGCUGCUGGAGCGACGCUACGAGGUCGCCGAGGCGCGCUGGCUUUUUGCGCGCGAGGACGGCCCGCGGCGGCUGUGUGUCGGCGGCCGCGACGAGGCGCACAUCGCGCAGGAUCUGGCGCCCGUCGUGACGCAGGCGGCGUGGGAGCGGCGGGCGGAUGGGCGGGUUUUGACACCGCAGGAGAUGGACCUGCUGAGGCGGCUGGAGCGGGAGGGACGAGAGCGUGGUGGACGCUUGCUGGUUGUGAAUUGGGAUCAUAUCAGUGGGUGGGGCAGGGAUUGCACGAUUGGCGGGUAG